CCCUUCCAUUGACACUCCGACCCGUAUCGUCCGAGGCUAUCUCUAUCUCUCCCUAGUAUCGCUUUUAUUAGCGUGCCUCGUGUGUCGUCCGCUAUCUCUGGGCAAUGAAUUUUGCAUAGUAGGAGCGAAGGUGUCGUCUGCUUCGCAUCGUCUGCCACUUGUUGCAGACCUGGUCGGACGGACCAAGUGGGCGAGGAUCACCACAUAGUUCGCAAUCAAUUGCCGGUCAGAGGCCAAGAUUAUAAGAAUGGCUGAAACAUUUGGGAUAUGGGACUAUGUUGUCUUUGCCUUAACUUUACUGAUAUCAGCCGGUAUUGGAUUGUAUUAUCGGUUUACAGGAGGUAGACAGAAGACUGCUGUCGAGUACCUGCUGGCUGACAGAAACAUGGGCAUCAUACCUGUUUCAUUUUCUUUGAUGGCAGGGUUCAUGUCUUCUGUUACAUUACUAGGUGUCAGUUCUGAAAAUUAUUCUUUUGGUACCAUGUUUCUCAUUGUAAACCUAUCAUAUGGCAUAUUCACACCCAUUGCCGCUUACUUGUACCUUCCAGUAUUUUUCAACCUUGGCGCCACUAGUGUUUAUGAGUAUUUAGAGAAGAGAUUUGGAAAGCCAGCACGCCUUACUUGCUCUCUAGCAUUUUCCCUUCAAAUGAUACUAUACAUGGGUGUUGUUUUGUACACUCCAGCUCUAACAUUAGAAGCUGUUACUGGCAUGUCUAGGGUAUGGGCUAUAUUAACUGUUGGUCUGGUCUGCACUUUUUACUCGACUAUUGGUGGUUUAAAGGCAGUUCUUAUCACCGAUGUCUUCCAGUCUUUACUGAUGUUUGCUGCAAUCUACAGUGUGAUUAUUUCGGCAUCCAUUGAAAAAGGAGGCCUUUCAGAAAUUUGGAGAAUUGCUGAGGAAAAUGGCCGUAUUGAAUUUUGGAACUUUAGCCUUGACCCAACAGUACGACAUACAUGGUGGAAUUUGAUCCUGGGAGGGGGAGUGACUUUCCUCUCUCUGUAUGCUGUCAAUCAGGCACAAGUUCAAAGAUAUUUAGCUGUCAAAGACAUCAGAACUGCUCGGACAACACUCUGGAUAAAUUUUCCACUCGUAACUCUUCUCAGCUUCUCCACUGGUUUCGCUGGUCUGGCAAUAUUGUCCAAAUAUAUCCACUGUGAUCCUUUAUCCACAUGUCAGAUCAGUGCUUCAGAUCAGCUGAUGCCAUUCUAUGUAGUUGAGACCAUGCAACAAUAUCCAGGACUUUCUGGACUGUUUGUUUCCGGUAUAUUCAGUGCGGCUCUCAGCACAGUAUCAGGAGCAGUAAAUUCCUUGGCAGCUAUCACUGUAGAAGAUUACAUUAAGCCAAUUUACUUUUAUUUCAAAAGGCAUGACAUGCCAGAAAAUGGGAGUGCGUAUCGUGCAAAACUUACAUCUGUGAUUUAUGGUAUGGUCAGCAUUGCAGUUGCCUUUGGUGGAGACUAUUUUGGUUCUGUCCUCCAAGCUGCUCUCACAAUUUUCAGUGUUGUUGGUGGACCAAUAUUGGGCCUUUUCACGGUUGGAAUGUUUUUCCCUUUUGCCAAUCAAACUGGAGCCUUGGUAGGCUUUCUAUCUUCCCUAGCCUUUUCAUUAUUUCUAGGAUUUAAUCCAUCUAAGCCAGCUUUAAAGAAACUUCCAGUGUAUACUGAUGGAUGUCUGUCUAGCUUCGCCAACUGUACCAUCAAUACUUCAAAUCAAUCCCAGAUAAACAAUGACGAAAUAUUUUAUUUGUUUCGUUUGUCUUACAUGUGGCUCGGCGUUUUGGGUCUUUUAAUGUGUGUUAUUGUUGGGAUAGUAGUGAGUUUAGUGGCAAGUCAUUUACUGCGAAUUCAUCCUGCAGACUUGUCUGAUCAUUUGGAUCCAAAUCUGUUUGUGCCACCAGUUGCCAAUCACUUAAAAAAGAGACGCCAACGAAUUCGUCUCUGUGCAUUGCGAAAUGAAGAAUCUCCUAAGGAUACUGAUGAUGUUGGAGAAAGGAGCUUCGAUUCUGAUGAAAACAGCAAAAUGUAACACAGUACAUUGUGAUAUUUCUCAAUCAAUCAUUCCAAUGGAAAAUCUAUUACAAAACAGGGUGUUAUGUAUUUUUGUAAACCUGAUACUGAACCUGUCUUUCAUGUUUUAUGCUCAAUAUUUCAUAAUGAUAUUGUUUGAUACAAGUUUGCUCUGUGCCUGUUUUAUGUGUUGUAAUUAUUAUUAUUAUUGUUUUCAACGUGCCUUUGGUACUUCCCCCUGAUGUCGAGUUACCGCUGAGUUAGCAUUGACUUUGUAUUUUAUUGUAUUUCCGACUGAUUAAACACACACCUUUUUUAACGAA
This is a messenger RNA of Thrips palmi, 2330 nucleotides long. RefSeq names its product putative sodium-dependent multivitamin transporter. Bases 248 to 2026 code for a protein of 592 amino acids. The record is from RefSeq and is a predicted model, not a curated record. Gene Ontology annotation, cellular component: membrane. The transcript is spliced from 12 exons. Gene Ontology annotation, molecular function: symporter activity. NCBI's taxonomy places the organism in Eukaryota, Metazoa, Arthropoda, Insecta, Thysanoptera, Thripidae. Gene Ontology annotation, biological process: transmembrane transport; sodium ion transport.